Messenger RNA from Ipomoea triloba (trilobed morning glory), 851 nucleotides. Its product is annotated as CXXC motif containing zinc binding protein. NCBI's taxonomy places the organism in Eukaryota, Viridiplantae, Streptophyta, Magnoliopsida, Solanales, Convolvulaceae. The record is from RefSeq and is a predicted model, not a curated record. The transcript is spliced from 4 exons. Gene Ontology annotation, molecular function: zinc ion binding. The coding region runs from base 97 to 594 and encodes 165 amino acids.
CUUCAAUGUUCUUCCUGGAGGCUGGAGCUGAGAUUUUGUGAAAAUAUAGUCAAACAGUGGAAGCGUAGAUUAGAAGCUGAUAGGGAGAGGAAACAAAUGGUGCAGUACCUUUUGAUGAUCACGGCGGAGCUGGAGAACCUCACCAACCUUCAGCCCCAAGGCGGUUCUGACGAUGUCAACUUCCCCUUCAUGUUCAAGCUGAAAUGCGGUUGUGGUGAGGUGACUGAGAAGGAGACAUGUGUGAGCUUGAAUGAAACUGUUCCACUUCCUACAGGCAGGGGGAAUGCACACCUUGUACAGAAGUGCAAGUUCUGCGGAAGGUCUGGAAAUUUGACCAUGAUCACUGGCCAAGGCCGUCCAUUGACUCAGGAAGCUAGUCAAGCAGGAUCAUUUAUGCCUGUAAUGGCCUUUGAUUGCAGGGGUUUUGAGCCUCUGGAAUUUCACUUUGGUGGUACAUGGCAAGCUGAAUCUAUUGAAGGAACAAAAUUCGAGGGCAUUGACUUGUCUGAAGGGGAGUACGCUGACUAUGAUGAGAAGGGGGAAUGCCCAGUUAUGAUUUCCAACCCUCGUGCAAAAUUUACAGUGGUGAAGUAGGUAAAUGGAAGGAAAAUUGAUGUUUAACUGACCGUGUAUAAAUGCAUAAAAAGUUUGAGCAUUUUCCUUGCAAGCAGUUUAUGUUCAACCUAAUGUGCAUGGUAUAAAAUCAGCAGAGCUCUAGCUUUGGUAAUGAAAGUUUAUCUCUGAGUGAGUCUCAUUAAUGCCUAAAUUGAUGAAUUGGGACUUCUGCUAUGUUUCCAGAAUACUGCAUGAAAUUUAUUGGAGUGCUUUGCAUAAUAUGUAUGAUUCCUCUA